This is a messenger RNA of Brachypodium distachyon (stiff brome), 1616 nucleotides long. RefSeq names its product protein DETOXIFICATION 16. Gene Ontology annotation, cellular component: membrane. Bases 23 to 1345 code for a protein of 440 amino acids. NCBI's taxonomy places the organism in Eukaryota, Viridiplantae, Streptophyta, Magnoliopsida, Poales, Poaceae. The record is from RefSeq and is a predicted model, not a curated record. Gene Ontology annotation, molecular function: xenobiotic transmembrane transporter activity; antiporter activity. The transcript has 9 exons. Gene Ontology annotation, biological process: xenobiotic detoxification by transmembrane export across the plasma membrane.
GUUAGUGCGCCUCGCCGGGCCCAUGGUCGCCAGCUGCUUUCUGCAGAACGCCGUCAACAUAGUGUCCCUCAUGUUCGUCGGCCACCUCGGCGAGCUACAUCUGGCCGGCGUAUCCCUCGCCGUAUCCAUCACCAGCGCCACCGGCUUGAAUAUCAUCACCGGCAUGGCGUUUGCGCUGGACACGCUCUGCGGACAGGCAUUCGGCGCGGGGCAAUAUCACCUGCUCGGCAUCUACAAGCAACGGGCGAUGCUGGUGAUCGGGCUCGCCUGCGCCCCGUUCGCUCUCCUCUGGGUCUACGCCGGCCAGAUCCUGGUGUUCCUUCACCAGGACCAUGCCGUCGCUGCAGAGGCCGGUGCCUACGCGCGGUGGCUCAUCCCGUCGAUCCUGCUGUACGUGCCUCUGCAGUGCCACGUCCGGUUCCUGCAGACCCAAAGCCUCGUCCUGCCCGUCAUGGCCAGCUCGGGCGCCGCCACGCUCUGCCACCUGGCCGUGUGCUGGGCGCUGGUGUACAAGGCAGGCCUGGGGAGCAAGGGCGCCGCGCUGAGCAACGCCAUCUCGUACGCCGUCAACCUGGUGAUACUGGCCCUAUACGUCAGGCUGUCAGGCGCCUGCGAACGUACGUGGAACGGCUUCUCCAUGGAGGGGUUUAAGGAGCUCCGUCAGUUUGCCAAUCUUGCUGUGCCGUCAGCGUUUAUGAUAUGCGUAGAGUUUUGGGCUUUUGAAAUCAUUGUCCUGCUGUCUGGUCUUCUGCCGAAUCCUCAGCUAGAGACUUCAGUGCUGUCAAUUUGCCUUAACACUUCGAUUCUGCUCUUCAUGGUACCAUUGGGUCUUAGUUAUUCCGUUAGCACCCUUGUUUCGAACGAACUUGGCGCCGGGCAGCCUCAGGCAGCAAAGUUAGCUAUGAGGGUAGUCAUGUGCAUGGCCUUAUGUUCAGGAUUCCUUAUGGGCUUGGCCAUGAUCCUGCUACGUGGUGUUUGGGGACACGUCUAUAGCAAUGAGAAGGAAGUUGUGGCAUACAUUGCUAAAAUGAUGCCGGUUCUUGCGAUCUCUUUCUUCAUAGAUGGCAUUCAUGGCUCUCUCUCAGGUGUGCUCACAGGCUGUGGGAAGCAAAAAAUCGGUGCAAUCACUAAUCUUGGCGCCUUCUACUUGGCAGGCAUCCCCAUGGCCGUGCUGCUUGCAUUUGUCUUCCAUAUGAAUGGAAUGGGCCUUUGGCUCGGCAUGGUGGUCUGCGGUAGCCUCACCAAGGUGCUCUUGUUUGCAUCUGUUGCUUGGUUCAUAGACUGGAACAAGGAAGCAAUCAAGGCAAAAGAUAGGGUGUUCAGCUCAUCUCUGCCAGUGACAUGAACCUUGAAGCAUUGUAUGCACGAUAUCAAAUUCGGCGCCUCUGCAGUUCGGCGAUUGCCGUCCCAUCUACAUGAUGUCAUGGCUCUGCUUUGGUUGAUACCUGAUAAGGAUGUCAAAGACAAUAUUACACGUCCAUAACUCACCUCCUCCAUCAUUCACGGCCUCACUUGUCGUUUGCUCAAAGAUGUCCCGCACCCAGAGCAAGAAUAGUGCUGAUUUUACCUGCUCGAUCGGGGAUAUAGUCUGUGACAUAAAAAAAAUCAUAUUGUAA